This is a messenger RNA of Procambarus clarkii (red swamp crayfish), 579 nucleotides long. The record is from RefSeq and is a predicted model, not a curated record. NCBI's taxonomy places the organism in Eukaryota, Metazoa, Arthropoda, Malacostraca, Decapoda, Cambaridae.
AUGACAACAUCAAAACAGAUCAUCUUUCCCCCAUCACAUAACAUCAACAACAGAGACCCAUCACAUAACAACAUCAACAGAGACCCAUCACAUAACAUCAACAGAGACCCAUCACAUAACAUCAACAGAGAUCCAUCACAUAACGUCAACAGAGACCCAUCACAUAACAUCAACAGAGACCCAUCACAUAACGUCAACAGAGACCCAUCACAUAACAUCAACAGAGACCCAUCACAUAACAACAUCAACAGAGACCCAUCACAUAACAUCAACAGAGACCCAUCACAUAACAUCAACAGAGACCCAUCACAUAACAUCAACAGAAACCCAUCACAUAACAUCAACAGAGACCCAUCACAUAACAUCAACAGAGAUCCAUCACAUAACAUCAACAGAGAUCCAUCACAUAACAUCAACAGAGAUCCAUCACAUAACAUCAACAGAGACCCAUCACAUAACAUCAACAGAGAUCCAUCACAUAACAUCAACAGAGACCCAUCACAUAACAUCAACAGAGACCCAUCACAUAACAUCAACAGGCAUCAACCCUCCGCCCUACAGAACAUCCUGACAACAUAA